AAAUAAUGUCACAAUUUUCACACAUGGAGGAAGAGAAAGUGGUCAGUCAGUCAUGCUCCUCUCCUUCUCUGGUUAUACUUUUUACAGUACUUCUUCUCCUACUCUGCAUUUCCUCCUCCAUCUCAUUUCGGCGCUUUUUCGUCCUUCCUCUUCCCCUGAGAAUUUCUGAUUAUAUUUUUUUUCCAAGCUAAGAUAAAAGUGGGGAGGUCCAAUUCCCGUUCGGUUUUUUUUUUUUUUAAUCCACCAGAUUCCUCCCGAUUUCGCGGCUUCUUCGAACCCUAACUUUUAGAUUCGCCGAUUCUGAAAUGGGGAUCCUGAGAAAUGGAUGCUUCUGAACUUUAAUCGCCUUUCGUUGCCCUCGUGAUUCGUGAUUCCUAAAUGCCAGGUCGAAUUCUGGUUUUGGGAGUGGUUUUCUGCUGAAUUUUGAUUAGGUAUUCUGCCUUAACCCGUUAUCCAUUUGGUCUUUGGUGGAUUACUGUACAUCAAUUUCAGUGUAUGGUGGGCCCAAGCAAUGUAUGAGGGGUAACAUUCAUCAGGAUGAAAUUUACUUUAGUCCCAAGAAAGCUCUUGUGAUCCUGUCAUUACCAUUUCAGGAACCGAGACUUGAAAUACUUGGCAAACAUGAUUUUUGGAAAAGAAUUUGAGGAGUUGCAGGAUGAAACUGCUACUGGAUCAUUUGAUGAGACUCAGAUUUUUAAAGAGGUUUUUCUUCAGGGAGGAAGUGGUAGUAAAAGGUGUCUUGUUACCAGAGCUGUAAAUUUUGAAACUGAUACCAAGCAAACCAAUGUAUCUUCUUGUUCAAACAGUGCUGGUACAACUUUAGUUAGUCAACUGUAUCCUUGUGACAUAAAAGAGGAUCCACAAGGUAAGUCUGGAGUGGGAUGUGGUAAUGAGGACUCUUUCUUCACCGAACAUGAAAUCAAGAGAGCAAGGUUAUCGGUGAAUGAUUCUUGCAGUGGACCUAGCUCUCAAGCAUCUUGGAAUUCAGCUGGUUCUUCUGAAGGUGUUGAUUCUAGUCUGCCUGGUGCAAGUUGUCAUUCCGUUACAUAUCGUUUGGUUGAAUCAUCCAGUCAGGGGGUGACUUCUGGCUGCUAUCUUCUGAAGCGUAAUCUGGAACCAAGUGCAGGACAUGAAAGUGAUGACAGUAAGGAAUGUAAGUUGACUAGCUUAGACAAAUUUAACGAGAAGGAAAUUGCUGUCAGUAAUACAAUGGCGCCAAUUUCUCAAGAUAGUCACACUACCAAGCUUUUGGUCAGCAAAUCACCUGUCACUGCUCUAUAUACAACUGCUACAGGUCGACUUGCAAAGCCAAGAUGGAAAGACCAUUGCUUUCUGGAACUGGAUGAGUCUGAAUUGUCAUUGCCAAAAGAUGUAAAAAAUGAUCCCCGUCCCCUCCUGAGGUACCAUAUCAUUUCCUUGCUUGGGGCAUUAGGGUGGGUGGUUGGGAGGCGUAGAAGGAACAAUAAACAGAAUGUGGUUGGGGAACAUGUUUACAAGUCCCCUGAAGGAAGGCCGAUCCGCGAGUUUCAUAGAGCUUGGAGUAUGGUUCGUGGAAGAUUGUUUUCUGAUGUAAAUAACAUUUUACGGAUGACUGAUUAUAUACAAUGGACAGAUGUGACUCAGUUCAGAGACGAUCUUUCUAGAGCAGCUUCAGAGAUAGAAAAACAUCUGGGUAAUUUGAAUAGUAGUGCUGCAUUAGCUCAUCUGUGGUCACUGUUGGACCCUUUUGCGAAUGUUGUUUUUAUUAAGAGGACGCUCCGCUUGUUUAAAGAAGGAAAACCAGUUAAAGCUAGGAGGAGUAUUGUGAUUCAUCCGUACGGAAAAUGUGAAUCUGGUUUUUGUUUGGAUGCCAAUCAGGGUUUAUUAUCUCACAGUUCUUUGUACUCCGAGAAAGGAGAUACAGACUCUUUGAGUAAUGUCACUGCUACAGCUGCUAAAUCUAGGAGUAUAUCAGGUACUGAGAGAAUCAGUUUGAAGCAGAACACAAUCUCGGUUUGUAAGUUGGAUUGCCCCUGCAAGCAAGCUGGUAUUAGUUCGUCUGAUGUUUCAGUAAGUUGUGGAAAUGCACAUACCUCACUUAGAGGAUUUGAUACUGUUUCCCCUGGACAAGAAAGUGGUCGGAGUUCAGUGACUUGUGACAAGGAAAGAUUUGAUCACCAUGAGGAUUUACAUGCAAGAGAUCUUGUGGAUGCCUCUAUGCAUCAGUAUAAGGUAGGUGAUGACACCUUUGAUAUAAGAUCACACAGCCUUGACUUGGCAUCUCUCACUGCUGAUUCUACAUGCAGAAGCUAUGCCUUGAAGUCGGAUAAUGAUGAUGCAUGUUUUACUGCCCAAAAGAGGAAAGUGUCAAAGAAGUCCAAAAAAAUUUCCAAGAUUGGACUUGCUAGUAGUUUAUAUCAUAAUGACUCUCAGCAACGUUACCUUCCAGAAAACCACACUGUAAGGGCCUCAAAAAAAUCUAAGAAAUGCGGUCUUAAGGAUGAUGAUCUUUUGAUUUCUGCAAUUAUUAUUAACAAAAAUGCGAAAGCUACCCAGAAAACAUCCAUCUGCAAAUCCAAGCCUCCGAGGAAGUGGAAGAGGCAGAAAGGUAGUUGCAAGCUGCUUCUUCGAAGUCUUAACAGAGGUGGGAAGCAUUUGAUUGAAGGGAAGUGGUCUCUAGUUGGUCAGAGAAAUAUAUUGUCCUGGUUACUUCAUUUAGGAGUUGUCUCCCUCAAUGAAGUGAUCCAAUAUCGCAGCCCGAGAUCUGACAUUGUGGUCAAAGAUGGAUUCAUAACUCGUGGAGGAAUAUUAUGUAAAUGUUGCAAUGAGUUGCUUUCCAUCUCUGAGUUCAAGCAUCAUUCUGGUUUCAUGCAUAACCGUCCUUGCUUGAACCUUUUCAUGGAAUCUGGCAAGCCAUUCACCUUGUGUCAGCUUGAGGCCUGGUCUGCUGAAUACAAGGCCAGAAAACUUACCCCUCGGUCGGUUCUAGUUGAAGAAAUAGAUGAAAAUGAUGAUAGUUGUGGACGUUGUGGCGAUGGUGGUGAAUUAAUCUGCUGCGAUAAGUGUCCAUCUACAUUUCACCCAGCUUGCUUGUAUGCUCAGGAAAUACCUGAAGGAAAUUGGUAUUGCCCACAAUGCACUUGCCGGAUCUGCUCUGAUGUAGUGGAUAAUAAUGACUCAUCUGGACCUCUUGGCAUGCUUAAAUGCUCGCAGUGUGAGAAUAAAUAUCAUGAAGCUUGCUUGCUGCAAAGGGGGCUGAAAAUUGAAUCUGCUUCUGAUACCUGGUGUUGCAGUGAAAGCUGUGAAGAGAUUUAUGCAGGUCUUCAAUCUCGCAUUGGGGUCAUGAAUCUCAUAUCUGAUAGCUACUAUUGGACUCUUUUGAAGUGUAUUCAUGGUGAUCAGAAAGUUCAUACUGCACAGAAGUUUGUUGCUUUAAAGGCGGAGGUCAACUCGAAGUUAGCUGUUGCUCUUACCAUAAUGGAGGAAUGCUUUCUUCCUAUGGUGGAUCCUAGAACUGGAAUAGACAUGAUACCACAAGUGGUCUACAACUGGGGAUCACAAUUUGCGCGCCUUAACUAUUGCGGGUUCUACACCGUUGUCUUGGAGAAAAAUGACAUUCUAAUGUCUAUAGCAUCAAUCAGAAUCCAUGGAUCAACAGUUGCCGAGAUGCCACUAAUCGCUACAUGUUGCAAGUACCGUCGCCAGGGGAUGUGCCGCCGUCUUCUCAAUUCUAUUGAACAGAUGCUCAAGUCUCUCAAGGUCCAGAAACUUGUGAUAUCUGCUAUUCCUGGUCUUGUGGAAACAUGGACUGAAGGUUUUGGCUUCAAGCCCUUGGAAGAUCAGGAGAAACGAAGUUUGAGCAACUUUAGCCUGAUGGUGUUUCCUGGAACUGUAUGGUUGAAGAAGCCUAUGUUUGUGGAUGACCCCUCUGAUAAAUUAUCAGGUAAAUGUCGAUUCCCCCGUCUAUACGAUGGUGUUCAUCAUUUUUGCUAUCUUUUGUAAAACUUGGUUGGCUUGAAAACAGAAUGUCAAAUUCCCUCCCCUGCUGGAGCUGCUGAGCCUAAUCUUAUGGCUGGGUGCAUCCAAGAAGACCUUUUGGGGCAGCCUGGAGAACAGUCAAUUCCCUUUCAGGAACACCGACUGGAGGAGUCUGAGGGUGAAGUUAGUUUCAGGGUCUUCGGUUCUGGGUCAGAGCCUCAGCUUUGUUCUUCAGUUCAGGAUGGUUUCCAAGCGGAAGAAGGCCAAGAAGUCAGCAACACGGCUGAUGAAAAUCCAAAGUAUGAUGAAACAACUUCAGUCCGGAGGAAUAAGACCGGACAUUCUGGACAAGAAGACGCGGAGUUUACUGAAGCUCAAUAUGUGGAUUCUGGAUGUGAAGAUUCGGAAUUCGCUGAGGCUCAGUAUGCAAAUCAAGUAACGCGUGUUUCUUCAUACAAUGGAAGGUCUUCAUUUUUGGGGAAGUCCCAGCUGGAGAAAGUUGGGUGUUUAGAGGGUCAGGAAUUGUAUGAAAGUAGAAACAGUUUAGUGGAGACAAAGAGUCCUAGAAAGAUCAAUGUAAUUUAAAAAGGGUUAGAAAAGAAAUUCAUUUAUUCUUUAGGGACAUCUGGGAUAUGAAUUGGUUCCCGGGUGAUUGCUUUCCGGUGCACUGCACCCUGUUGUUGUAUGCACAUUUUUGUCGGUUAUAUGUUACCCCCUCACGAAAAAUGGUGAGGACGUAAAACCUUUUUUUUUUUUUUUCCUUUUUCUUUUUCUUUUUAUGUUCUGUCUGGAAAAUUCUUUUUUUUUUUUCCCGGAAAAGUUAUCAAUGGGAGUAUAUUUUUUCCGAAUGUGAUGUAGGUACGGAAUAACUUCUCCAGUUUAAGGAAAAAUUGUAAAGAAAUCAUAAUAAGAUCUAG
This is a messenger RNA of Oldenlandia corymbosa var. corymbosa, 4874 nucleotides long. Lineage: Eukaryota; Viridiplantae; Streptophyta; Magnoliopsida; Gentianales; Rubiaceae. The record is from the annotation of a GenBank genome assembly.